UUCCAAGAAAAUACCAAGAAAAUGUCUUUCAGUUUAGUCUCCGAGUAGUAGCUAGGUUAAUCAUAACUUAUCUCACAUAUCAAGUAGUGUUACAUGUAUUAAUACUUUCAUGACUGUAUGAGAAGCUAAGGUAUUUCGGAUCCAACUACCGAUAGGGUGAAUAAAAUGUUAUUCUCGUAUUUAAUUAAGUUAAAUAGUCGUCUCAUUAAAAAUUGGUCAUGGCUGAUGAAUUGCGACGAUCGACCAAAAGCCUCCAUCAAGAGAUAAUUAAAUUUCAACUACUUACAAUGAUUAGAAAAUUAUUUACCAACCGUCAAUAUAUAUAUAUGGACUAUAUGGUGGCUUCUAUGAAAAAUUUAGAGUACCCGGUACCGUAUUCUUUUAGUAAGAACACACUAUAUAGAUCUUAAAUAAAUCAUGUUUCAGGGUAUGGUACUAUAUGCUCGAAUACUUAAUGAGUGAACCUCUUAGGUUCUAGUUCACCAAAUCUCAAUCUAAAAAAUAUGGUUCAUAUCUAGUAUGUCGGAUGUAUUUCGAUGAAUCAAAAUAUUAUUAUUAUUAUAAAACUGAUCUUAGGAUAUAUGAUUAAGACAUUUAGGGGUCUUUAUUUAACUCAUCAGGGCUUAGUAUUAUAAUACCAUACACCAAACUCCAAUUCCCUAAAAUUCUAUAAAUCUUUUUUUUUUUACUAAGGGUAUCUAGGACUCUAAAAUUUACCUAAAACUGUAUAGAACUCGCCAGAUAUAGCCUCUCCCCUAACAUCAUUUUUUAACUUAUUAUAUUUUAUUUUUUUAAAAAUGACAUUAUUUAUUACGUCAACACCCCAUUCACGCUGACGUAGAAUAGACGAACGUUUUCCAGAAAAUAACAAAAUAAUAGACCUUUUAAUUUCAAUUGAUGAACACCAAAUUUGAAAGAAAGAAAGAAAAAAAAAAUCAAGGUCCACUCGACUUCUGUGGAAAGUACUUCAUUCAGACUUGUUGAUCAUCUCACACUGACGGGGGAGAAAGUGAGUGGAAAACAUACAAAUUAGACUCUUUUUUCUUGCAGAAGCCAUCAAGGAGUUGACCAAAAGAAAGACUACUAACAAAAACAUCCUCACAACACAACACAAACAAAAAAUCAAUAUUAAAAAACUAAAAAAUUUAAUAAAGCUGAAGAGGAAAGGAGAGGGAAGAGAGAAAAAAAAUGUCAACUACCGCCAAUCGUCAAAUUUUAUAAUAAUUGAUCGCUACACCACGAGCUUGACGAAAAAAAUUCACAUUCUUCCUCUCAUUCCCUUCCCUUCCUCUCUUUUUUUCUUUUCAAUUCGUCGUCGAUUUCAUUAUUGUCAAUUCGUUUUAUUUUUUUCCAGCACCAACGCUCUCACACAAACACAAACAGUAUAGUUAGCUAGCGCCUUACAUAAUUUACAAGCAGAAAGAACCAUUCUCUCGGUUCAUUCUCCCUAACCCUAUAAAUACUCGGCAGAUGCCGCGAACCGUCUUCUCCUCUUAUUAUCAUUUCAUGUAACCAAACCCACUCAACCAAUAUUCCUUUCUUCUACCUCCAUACCUCCAAACUUACAGCGCCAUGGGUGACGAGUUCAGCAGCAGCAUAAACUGGUGGGACCCUUCCCGUACUACCAGCAGGUUCGACAGCAGCGGCGGCAGCGGAGGAGGAGCAGCGUCGUCCACCACCUCCUCCAGCCUAACCACCGUCGGCGGCGGUGGAUGCUUCAGCUCCGUCUCCGCCGCCGGUUCUGGUGCGGAUGACAUGAUGGGGCUGGGCCUUUCGUCGCAGGCCAUGGAAUGGAACCACCACGCCUUGCUGAGGGGGGAGAAUAAUAAGGAGCACGACCAGCAGAGCAGCAGCAGCUUCCGGUCAAUGCUACAGGAAGACCUCACUUACGGCCACCACCCGCCGACCAGCGGCGGCGGAGGAGGAGGAGGAGGAAUGGGGCUGUGGAGGGAGCGGCCGACGACGACGACGACGUCGUCGGUGUACACCUCAGAAGCCGCCGCCUCGUCCAUUAGAGGAUUCUCCCUGGAGCAGCCGCCGCUGCACGACUUCUGCGGCGGAGGCGGGGGAGCGGGGGUUAUGUUUCAAGCGGCGGCGGGUUCGUUCGACAGCAGGUUGAUGGGCGGAUACCCGACGGCGUCGUACGGUGGAGGUACUGCUGCUAAUACGGCGGAUUUUGGGAUUGUUGGGAACGACUCGAGUUGGUCUAGUGGUGGGAAUAAGACGGUGCCUCAAUUUCUGAGGAAUAACUCGCCGCCCAAGCAGCAGCAGCAGCAGCUGCACUUCUCUAACAACGCUCCGUUUUGGAACGCGUCGUCUGCGGGGAUGGGUGGCGAGGUCCGGGCGCCGUCGGGCGGCGGCGGGUUCUUCCCGGCCUUGCACCACCAACAACAACACCACCACCAGCAGCAACAUCAGUUUCCUGCUGCGUCAAGUUUUGAUGACAAGCCAAAGAAUAAUAUGGCUGGUGAGGAAGGGAAUUCAAGGUCAGUGGUGGUGAAGAAAAGUGAGGGUGGAGGAACUGCCACUAAAAGGCCCAGGAAUGAAACAGCAUCCACUUUGCCAGCCUUUAAGGUGAGGAAAGAGAAGAUGGGGGACAGAAUCACUGCACUUCAACAAUUGGUUUCACCUUUUGGAAAGACUGAUACAGCCUCAGUGCUCUCAGAAGCGAUUGAAUACAUUAAAUUCCUCCAUGAUCAAAUCAGUGUGCUGAGCACUCCAUACAUGAAAAGUAGUGGAGCUCCCAUAAUUAUUCACCCUCACCACCAACAACAGGAGAAGAAGCCAAAGGACAAAGCUGCAGAAGGACAGAAUAAGGAUCUGAGGAGCCGAGGGCUGUGCCUGGUGCCGGUUUCCAGCACUUUUCCGGUCACCCACGAGACCACCGUCGAUUUUUGGACGCCGACAUUUGGAGGAACAUUCCGAUGAUUAAUUCAUCAUGUCAUCAUAGUUCUUUUUCUUUUUUUACUAAUUACAUAUAUACACACAGACGAUUUCCGGCAAGAUUCCGACGACGAACGCGACGAACCCAUAUAGCUUAGCUGAGAAAUAAUGAAUGGUGGAUGGAGGGAGAUGGGAAGAAGAAUUUAGAGAAAGUGGGGGAAUUAGAUAAUUACAAACAGAAGAUGGCAAAAAAAAAAAAAACUCACUCACGUCGACGUACUAGAGAGCCCACACAUCAGUACUCAAGUUUCUCACUUUUUUGUUGUUGUUGUUGGGAAUGAAAUCAUCAUCAAGAUUGGGAAAGACAACGACUGUUCAUGUGGCCGACUAGAUGCCUUCAGAAGACGAACAAAGGAGGAGUAUUCUGUAUUCAUCAUCAAGCUGCUUGCUCCAUCGCUAGCAAGAAUUGGUUCUUAUUGGCCGAGAAUUUGUUUUGUUUGGGGCCAUUUUUAUGACUACUACUUUAGCCUCUGCUGCAGUGUAACAAUAUUAUUCAUGACUAGCUAGGAAUCAGAAUAUAUGUAUAGCUAGUGAUGAUUGGUUGUAUUUGCUUCUGAUCUUGUUAAUUGCCUAGGUUUUUAUGGUUAAUCGAGAAAGAUAUGAUAAGUUAAAUGGGUAGAUAUUGUUGGAAAUGUAUAUAUGAAUAGCUUUGAAAGAUAUAGAGUCUCAAGUGGAAGAACUACCACAUUGGUAGUUCUACUCGGUGAAAUGUGUAUAAAGAUAGGAGCCUCUCUCCUAAGGGCAUGCCCCUUCGGGUGAUCCACUUUUGUGGGAGAGGGAGGACCUAACGGACCACCACACACGCGCACGCCGUCCGGUUGGCUGGCUUGCUUGCUUGCUUGCAACUAUAUAUAUAUUUUUUGGCGAAAUUCCGAACGUAAUUAAUUAUUAAUCUGUUAUUCUGAGGAAUAUUCUAAGGAUAAUCGAUUAAUAAGGAAUAUUCGAAGGAUAAUCCCGCGGAAUUUAUCUUAACCGACGGUUUUAAUUAAGGAAGUACUUAUCUUCCUUAAUUAAUCCGACUUAUUCCCCAAUCAAGAGGGUAUAUUCCUAGGAGUUCGGCUCCUAUAAAUAACCGCCUCCCCAGCCCCUCUAAACACAUCACAACGAGUAUAAACACAAUAGAGAGGGAGUGUUCAGAGAGCUCCGAUUUUUGCACAAAACCGCGAGUAUUGAGAGGAGCUGUUUUAUCCUGGAGACGAGACGACCGGUUGAUAGUCUGCCGUGUGCAUCGAAGGCAGUGCCGCGAACGUCUUAAAGAGAGAGACCUAGUCCGCGACUCAGCUCCAGAUUCGGUAACCUCGUUCUUGUUGUUGUUCCGUUCCUAACAAAAACAGGUACAUGUCUGUAAUGCUCAUUCAAUUUUUGCGUAUGCAUGUAAUGUGUUGUCGUUGUUUUAUUAAAUCGACAACAAUGUGAAUUUGUGAUUACUAACGAAAUAACGAUCCGCGUAUAAGAUACUACGACGUCUGAUAUAUUUGCCGGUUUCUUUGUUGAGUUGGUUGGAUAACUACUUUAUCUUUCUACCUUGUUUCUUUUCUUCUUUGUAUUUGAGGCUUUGGCUAUUCAUCCAUUGUUUCUUUUAUUUAGUGUGCUAGCUAGUGUAACGUAAUGUUGGUGACCUAAUGAAUUUGUUGGAGAUAGAGGCCAUGGCCAUGGAGCAGAGAAGCUUUUUGUUGAAGGAGAGGGAAAGGUUAACUAGAUGAAGAGGGAAAUAAGGAAAAGGAGAGGAAUGAAAGGGAAUAAUUGAAUUCCAGAAUAAGUGAAGGGGGAAAGGAUUGUCUAUUUGAUUGGAAAAGUCUCACUUUUGAUUGUUUAUGAGUUUGGAAUAUUGGUAGUGGAAAUCAGAGGGUACCCCACAAUUUCAUUAAUUUUGUUUUUUGUUUUUUUGCAUGAGGAUUAUUAUUAAAUUGCAUAAUUCUAC
Linum trigynum is the source of this 4864-nucleotide messenger RNA. The record is from the annotation of a GenBank genome assembly. Lineage: Eukaryota; Viridiplantae; Streptophyta; Magnoliopsida; Malpighiales; Linaceae.